UUUCACUUUACAAAUCAGCCCUGGCGACCUCGUCUCCAGGCGGAGCGCCUCAAGCUCAUCUCCCCGUUCAAUUCCCUCUCCUCCUCGCUCGCCGGCGCCACCAUCGUCCCGCGCUUCGUCCAGGCGUACCACCUCGACUGCCCGCUCAACCGCCCCCUUCAGUCGUAUGUCCCGGCCACCAUCGAGAUCCGCGCCGCGUCCAACUCCUCCGCGUCGUCCGCCGCCGCCAUCGCGCAUCGCGUGCAGACCUUCAUCACCGCCAUGGACGCUGUCAACCUCAACAUGGUCGCAAAUGACCAGGUCCGCCCGCUGCUGCAGGACGUCGCCACUUCCAUGGCCAGGCACGGCCCCUUGCUCCCAUCCGACUUUUAUGCUCUCCAAAAUUGGUGUGUUCCAAGAAAUAUCUUCAUCCAGACGGUGUAAUUUGUGAACCCAAUUCGAUGGACAAUCACGUUGCCCAAUUGCAAUUCUCAACUGUCAAGGAUAUCCUGCAAAAGAAAAACCGGUAUU
Panicum hallii is the source of this 510-nucleotide messenger RNA. Its product is annotated as vacuolar protein sorting-associated protein 28 homolog 1-like. Gene Ontology annotation, molecular function: protein-containing complex binding. Gene Ontology annotation, cellular component: ESCRT I complex. Gene Ontology annotation, biological process: protein transport to vacuole involved in ubiquitin-dependent protein catabolic process via the multivesicular body sorting pathway. The transcript has a single exon. The record is from RefSeq and is a predicted model, not a curated record. NCBI's taxonomy places the organism in Eukaryota, Viridiplantae, Streptophyta, Magnoliopsida, Poales, Poaceae. The annotation marks the transcript as partial.